AUGGCUCCCAAGGCUCGCAAAGGCGAUGCCGCCGCGACUGCGAACGGCGGCGGCGAUGCGGGCGACGAUCUGAUGGCGUGGGUGGCGAAGAGUCGCAAGCUGGACGAGAAGCGGCGCGCGGAGAAGGAGAAGGCGGAGCGCAUGGCGCGCAUGCUCGCCGACCAGGACGACGCGGCUGCGGAGGAGGAGGAGGACGACGAGGAGGAGCAAGGAGGGCGGCAGCGGUCAACGCGGCCAGAGUACACCUCUCGCGACCUGGCGGGGCUGAGGGUGAGGCACGGGGUGGGCGCGGUGCUGCAGGAGGGCGCGGCCGUGGUGCUCACGCUCAAGGACGCCUCUAUUCUCGCGGGGGACGACGUCAAUGAAGAGGAGGACGAGUUGGAGAACGUGGAGGUGGCGGAGCAGAGCCGGCGAGACAAGGCGUACCGCGCUGCUAAGAAGACCACCAGCAUUGCCGACAAGUUCGCAGAGGACGAGGGAGAGAAGAAGCCCAUGCUGCCGCAGUACGACGACGGGCAGGAGGACGAGGGGAUAGUGUUGGACGGUUCAGGCGGGCUGGACGAGGCCACUCGCUCGCGACUGGACCAGGUGCGCAGCAGGCUGCAGGGCGCAGCAAGCGCGCUCCCCCCUGCCCCGCACGCUCUUGGCAGCACCACGUUCGGGGGAGGGGCGGAUGGGACAAGUUUUGCCAGCCCAAAGGUGGCGAGCGACUUCCUGACGGCGGAGGAGAUGGAGCAGCGGCGGGCGGCAGCACAGUUCCGAAAGCCAAAGCGGAAGAAGGAGAGCCGAAGGCGACGAGGGGGGGAGGAGGGCGGUGAGGAGGGGGAGGGUGGAGCAGGGGAGGGAGGAGCGGGUAUGAUGAAGAAAAAGAGGAAGAAGGAGAAAUUAGAUUUGGAUAAGCUGGAGGCGCAGGCUCGGGCGGCAGGUUUGGGGAGAGGUUCGGAUCUGGGGCGGAGGGACGGGGAGGGAGAGACGGGGGUGACGGCGAGGCGGAAGGAGGAGCAGGCGAGGGAGGAGAGGGGCGGGCGGGCGGCGUAUGAGAGCGCCAAGGCCAAGGCUGUGCAGGCCUCGAUGGCGCUGAAGGGGGAGAGGGAAGGGGGCGCAGGGGAGGAGGGUGGAGUGGGUGGCAGGGAGGAGAGGGGGGUUGUGAAAGAGGAGAUGGAUGUGGAUGGGCGCGCGGGGGGGAAGGGUGGGUGGGAGGAAGGGGGUGAAGGGACGGUGGUGAAGAGGGAAGAGGAGGAGCAGGAGAAGGGCGAGGGCGAGGAGGCGGGACGGGAGGGGGAAGAGGAGGAGGAAGAGGGGGAGGAAGAGGGGGAGGAGGGGGAGGGGGAUGACACGGUGGUGAUAGGCGAUGACGAUGAGGACCUGCAGCGGUCGCUGCAGCGCACCCGACAGCUCGCCCUCAGACGCCGGCAAGAGGAGCACGCCGCUGCUGCCAGGGCCGCUGCCGCUGCCGCUGGGGAUGGGGGUGGGGGUGACGUGGGGAAGGUGAAAGAGGAGGCGGACGUGGGAGCUGGGAGUGGUGCGGGCGGUGCGGGGGUGGGCCCAGCAGUGAGGGGCGAGGCUCUGGUGCUGGCACGGGUGAAGCAGGUGGGGCGUGUGAGGAGGCGGGGGGGCGACGGGGAAGGGGAGGGCGCGGAGGGUGGGGAGGAAGAAGGUGCGGAGGGCGUGGGGCGCGGGCUUGUGUUCAGCGACACUGGGGAGUUCUGCCGCGGCUUGCAGCUGGAUGAUGGUGAGCUGGCAGGAUGA
Molecule: messenger RNA, 1749 nt
Organism: Closterium sp. Naga37s-1
Lineage: Eukaryota; Viridiplantae; Streptophyta; Zygnematophyceae; Desmidiales; Closteriaceae
Source: the annotation of a GenBank genome assembly